Liolophura sinensis is the source of this 2157-nucleotide messenger RNA. Its product is annotated as receptor-type tyrosine-protein phosphatase kappa-like. Gene Ontology annotation, molecular function: protein tyrosine phosphatase activity. The record is from RefSeq and is a predicted model, not a curated record. NCBI's taxonomy places the organism in Eukaryota, Metazoa, Mollusca, Polyplacophora, Chitonida, Chitonidae. The transcript has 19 exons. Bases 1 to 2157 code for a protein of 718 amino acids. Gene Ontology annotation, biological process: protein dephosphorylation.
AUGGAUCAGAUUGUGAGAGAAAAUGUGGUCAUUGCUCAGAGGGGGAGUCUGUAUGUGACGUUACGAUCGGUCAUUGCCCUGACCGAAAGCCCAGAUGCUCACCUGGAUACUCCGGUGUGGCAUGUGACACAGGUUGAAGCACAAAUAUCACCUGGAGGUAAGGUUGACCCUGCAUACAUAGGCGGUGGAGUGACUGCAGCUGUCGUGCUGAUCACUAUAGUUGUUGUUGUUGUCACUGUCACAGUUAGGAGACGACGUAGAGAGGCCCACACGUCUGAUGACCAUGGCCUUCAGACAGAAUGUAGAAUAUUCCAACCAGAUAACAGGGAACCACAGAAUAACAUAGUGUUUGAGGACGACAGCAAUGAUCAGGAUGACGAAUCACAGGGUGACGUCAAUCCUUAUGUUAACGCUGACGUCGUCCCCUCCACAGUGCCGGUCGAGGAGUUCCCAGACUACUUUGUGAGAAGGAAUGCCGGAAAAGGAUUCAAGAAAGAAUUUGAGACAUUCCUGGUGGGCUUGCAGGCAAAGCACACUGCGGCGGACAGACCCAAAAACAAAGCGAAAAGCCGUUAUCGGAGUCUUGUGGCGUAUGACCAUUCCAGGGUGUUAUUGUCCGUGACAGAUGACCAGGACACGGACUACAUCAACGCUUGUUAUAUCAAUGGUUACAACGAACCAAAGAAAUACAUUGCUUCACAGGGGCCCAAUGAUGUCAUCCUGAACGAUUUUCUGCGCAUGAUCUGGGAACAAAAAUCUGGGAAGGUCAUCAUGCUGACGAACCUAGUAGAGACCACAAAGACCAAGUGCUCUCAGUACUGGCCUGAUGAGGGAUCAGAAAGUUUUGGUUUGAUCACAGUUACAUUACUGGAUGAGGAGAAUUACGCGGAUUUCACCGUGAGAACUCUGCAACUGAUACACAUUAAGAGAAAGCAGGAAUGUCAAACUGUAAAACAGUUCCACUUUACCGCCUGGCCUGAUCACGGUGCACCUGCGCACGCUACUGCGUUACUGGACUUCCGGGAUAAAGUUAACAAUUGUCAGACGCAAUUCAGUGGACCAGUUGUCGUGCACUGCAGUGCCGGUGUCGGUCGCACGGGAACAUACAUAGCUCUGGAUUACCUGAUCGCCCAGGCUCAUGACGAGGGGGUGGUGGAUGUGCCUGCCUGUGUCAGGCAACUCCGGGAACAGCGAGUUAACAUGGUUCAGACUCUGGAGCAGUACAAAUUCCUUCACGAAGCGCUUGCAGAAGCGUUAAAACCUGGAUGUGGAAGUGUUCGUAGUGUGGAAUUCCCUCGUGUCUUUGCUGAGUUGUGUACCCCAGACCCAGAGACCGGUAUGACCAAGAUGGCGGAACAGUUCCAGUCUCUCCAGAGGCUGACAGCUCCCCUGGAUAAAGCCGUUCUCACCGCGGCACGUCAUCCGGACAACGUCUCCAAAAACAGAUCAGACAGAAUCCUGGCAGCGGACACAUGCAGACCGUACCUGUCAACUCCUGUACCUGACGGAAAUAACUACAUCAACGCUGUAUACCUGCCAACGUUCAAAUCGAAGAGGGGUCUAAUUAUCACUCAGACUCCUCUGCCAGGCACAGUUCUGGAUUUCUGGCGCCUGGUGUACGACCACGGCAUAACUGUCAUCGUCACGAUAGACUUGGUAGAACGAGAUGAUAAGGACCUUGGGAUAUACUGGCCAUUGCAAGGAAAACAUUUUGACCCAUUUGUGGUGAAAGUCAAGGACAAGCAAGAGUGCGAGGGCUUUUCGGUGUGGACGUACCAUUUGUCUCACAAGGAUACGAAAGUAAUGCACCCUAUCAAGCAGUUCCGGUGUAACUUUUGGACCGGGGAUCCAGCCCCCAGCUCGAUAGCCUCACUGCUGUCCGUCAUAGAAGAGGCGACGCAGUGGCAACAAAAGACAGGCAACGCACCAGUUUUGGUACAUUGUAGAGACGGUGUGACGAAAAGCGGCCUGUACUGUGUGGCCACCUCAGUGAUAGAGAGACUGAAGAUGGACGAAGAAGUGAACAUCAUCCACACGGUGAAACAGAUGAGGGCCAACAGGCCACAGAUCAUCACAGAUCUGAAUCAGUUCCAGUUCCUGCAUCAAGUGGCUUUGAAGUAUGUGGAGACAGCCCACACAUAUGCUAACUUCGUGUAG